Staurois parvus is the source of this 485-nucleotide messenger RNA. NCBI's taxonomy places the organism in Eukaryota, Metazoa, Chordata, Amphibia, Anura, Ranidae. The record is from the annotation of a GenBank genome assembly.
GAUGACCCGGUGCCCGCUGUCAUGCCUGGUGACCCGAUGCCCGCUGUGGAACCAGACGAUCCGUCAUGCCUGGUGACCCGAUGGCCGCUUUCGAGCCAGAUGAUCCAGUGCCUGAUGACCCGGUGCCCGCUGUCAUGCCUGAUGACCCGGUGCCCGCUGUCAUGCCUGAUGACCCGAUGCCCGCUGUCGAUCCAGACGAUCCGGUACCUGAUGACCCGAUGCCCGCUGUCGAGCCAGACGAUCCAAUGCCUGAUGACCCAGUGCCCGCUGUCAUGCCUGGAGACCCGAUGCCCGCUGUCAUGCCAGUUGACUCGGAGCCCACUGUCGUGCCUGGUGACUCGGUGCCCACUGCCUUGCCAGAUGACGCGGUGCCCGCUGGCGAGCCAAAUGACCUGAUGCCCGCUGUCGUGCCCGAUGGCCCGGUGCCUGCCGCUCCUCCUGGGGGCCCUGUGCCUGCCGCUCCUCCUGGGGGCCCUGUGCCUGCC